Messenger RNA from Thermothelomyces thermophilus ATCC 42464, 1367 nucleotides. RefSeq lists its product as uncharacterized. The transcript has 5 exons. The coding region runs from base 322 to 1074 and encodes 250 amino acids. Gene Ontology annotation, molecular function: glutathione transferase activity; glutathione peroxidase activity. NCBI's taxonomy places the organism in Eukaryota, Fungi, Ascomycota, Sordariomycetes, Sordariales, Chaetomiaceae. Gene Ontology annotation, biological process: glutathione metabolic process. The record is from RefSeq and is a predicted model, not a curated record. Gene Ontology annotation, cellular component: peroxisome; mitochondrion.
CGGCACUUUCCCUGUUCUUCCCCUGUUCACCCAAAGGGCGUGCCACUUGGUCAUCUGAACUGGGAACCGAGGUUGAUUAGUUAUCAAGUCCGCAGUGGUCUCUCAACGUCUCUUCUGUUUCUCUCUGUCGUUUUGUUGGGAGUCCCCAACAUCUGAAGUUCUGAAAGUUUUAGGUGGCCGCUUCUUCUUACAUAUAUGAUACAACAUCGCUGGUGCUUACAAACAAAUCGGUUAAUAAUCAGUGCAGAGUUUCGCGCAAUUCGGUUAUCGUUAUCGUCAUCGCCCGUCAGAACCUUGGCUGCAACCGUAUUGUCCACCAGGAUGGCCCGCCCGAAGAUCACGCUAUAUGUCGACACGGUCAGCCCGUUCGCCUAUCUGGCCUAUCACGUUCUCAGGCAUGACGCGGUUUUCAAGGGGUGCGACAUCACCUACGUGCCCGUCUUCCUCGGUGGCAUCAUGCACAAAUGUGGCAAUGUCCCGCCCAUAAAAGUCAAGAACAAGGACACCUACAUCAACACGGAGCGCCUCCGCUGGGCGCGGCACUUCUCGGUGCCCAUGACGAGCGGCCUGCCGCCCGACUUCCCGGCCGUCACGCUGCCCGUCAUGCGCGCGCUGUGCUACCUCGAGGCCCAGGACGCCCAGGAUGCCGCCGCCGCGGGCCAGCAGCAGCAGCAGCAGCAGGAGGAGCCGCAGAAGCAGCCGCGCCUGAUUAAGGCGCUGGACGAGUUCUACCUGCAGUACUGGGGCAACGCGGUGGCGACGCACAAGCCCGAGGUGCUGAAGCAGACGCUGGCGGGACUGUUUGGCGAGGCCGGGGCCGACAAGAUCCUCGCCGAAUCCACAACCCCCGCAAUCAAGCGAGCCCUCAUUGCCAACACGGACCGCGCCUUCGAAUCGGGCGCCUUCGGCCUGCCCUGGAUGGAGUGCACCAACGCCGAGGGCAAGACGGAGGGCUUCUUUGGCGUCGACCACCUCGGGCAGGUCGCCCAGUUUCUGGGGCUGCCUAGGCCGGGAGAAGCCAAGGGCCACAACGGGGACGAGGCCGGGUCGUCGGGAUGGAGGGCAUUGUUGUAGCCUCAGAUAGGUGGACUUUACUGAACAGGUCAUAGGCGUUUCGCCCUGUUACUGAUGUGCUGUGUAUCUAUGUACAUACAUACCUAAGUACCAAAAUUUGCUCAGCCGGCCCCCGUGUGAGAGACCAUCAUUCGGUGAUCAUGACCAAGCGAGUUGAUCAGCCUUGGGACAUGGGGCAUGAGGGGGAGGGGCUAAGCUAUAGUCGCGUCCCUGCGUCGACUCCACCAAGCAGAGGACCGCCCAGGGUUCGCGAUUAUUUAUUCUUUGUUUUGGUCUCGAACCGAGCGCGUCGC